ACGUGCAAACGUACACACAAACAGCCGACAAAAAUCACCGCGAAUUUUGACAGGUAACCUUGCGAAUAGUGCGAGCGUUCAAAAAAAUGAACGAAAUGUCUUGAUCGUUUUGUUGAAAAAAAAAAACAAAUAAUUCCGUUCCAUCAUGCGUUUUAUAUCGUGAAAUUUCCAGUAGUGUGUGUCGUGAGAGCGGUGAAAGCCGUCAAAAUUUAUUCGACAAGCGACCGAGCUUGGAUCACAUUUUAUGUGAUAACGGGCCUGUGCGGGCUCGUCGCCGAAACUUUCUUCGAUUUCGGUUUGAACUGGUUGGCGGGGAUGAAGCGGGCGUGCGCAUUCGACGAACCGCCAGUUAUCAGCGUGAAGGCCAAGAUGGCGGACGUUGCGGAGGACCUGAUCAUGGAAACCAACAAUGCCGACGACAUUAUUCCAAAGGACAAUCAAGAACUUGCAGAACUCAAGAAAGAGAAUGGCAAUCAACUGUUCAAAAUUAAGCAAUACAGAUCGGCACUUACUCUGUACACUGAAGCCAUCAAUUUGUCGCCUGAGACUGCAGCCUUCUACGGCAACAGGGCGGCAUGCUACAUUAUGCUGCAUCAUUACGAAGACGCACUCGAAGAUGCCCGUAAAAGCGUUAAACUAGAUCCCAAAUUCGUCAAGGGAUACAUCAGGAUACUAAAGUGUGGAAUUGCUCUGGGUGACUUGCGCACCGCCGAACAGGCCAUCAAGUUCUACCAGGAACAAGAACCGGCCGGCAACGCCAUCAACAGUGAGCUUCAGUCCUUCGCCAAGUUGAAGCAGUUCGAAGGCGAGGCCACCAAGGCGUAUGAGAAAAAAGACUUUAGAAAGGUUGUUUAUUGCAUGGACAGAUGCUUGGAUGAAGCCCCCACUUGCCAGAGAUACAAGACAACCAAAGCCGAAUGCCUCGCUUAUCUAGGCCGCUUCGGCGAAGCCCAAGAAAUCGCCAACGGAAUCCUGCACUAUGACAAAGGUAACGCAGAAGCCAUCUACAUCAGAGGCAUGUGCCUGUUCUACGAGGACAACAUAGACAGCGCCUGCAACCACUUCCAGCAGGUGCUCCGCCUCGCCCCCGAUCACCCUAAAGCCUUGUCCAGCUACAAGUCGGCCAAACUCCUCAAAAAGAAGAAGGAGGAGGGCAACGAGGCUUACAAGAACAACCGCAUCCAGGAAGCCAUCAAUUUGUACACUGAAGCGUUGCAAAUCGACCCUCUGAACAAAAAGACUAAUGCUAAGCUACAUUUCAAUAAGGCCGUCGCUUUGGCGAGACUAAGCCACACCAAAGAAGCCGUCGAAAACUGUACGGCCGCCCUCAACUACGACGAGUCAUACCUAAAAGCGUUGAUGAAACGUGCCCAAUGCUACAUGGACCUGGGCGAGUACGAGGAUGCCGUGCGCGACUACGAGCGUGCCCUGAAGAUGGAGAAGAGCCGCGACACCAAACGCCUGCUCCAAGAGGCCAAGAUGGCGUUGAAACGUUCCAAACGCAAGGACUACUACAAGAUCCUCGGUGUCGAUCGGUCCGCCGGCGAGGACGAGAUCAAGCGUGCUUACAAGAAGCGUGCCUUGAUCCAUCAUCCGGACAGGCACGCCAACGCCACCGAAGCGGAGAGGCGGGAGCAGGAGAAGAUGUUCAAGGAACUGGGCGAGGCCUAUGGGGUGCUGUCGGAUCCCAAGAAGAAGAUGCGAUACGACAAUGGGCAGGAUCUCGACAUGGACGGCAUGGAUCAUGGUAUGCACGAUAUAGAUCCCAGUCAAGUGUUUCAACAGUUCUUCCCUGGUGGUGGUGCAGAAUUCUCUUUCGGCAACGGCUUCCCCGGAGGUUUCACCUUCCAAUUCGGAUAAGCGUAGCCGUCACCUCCUUAGCCAGUAUUUAUUAACAUCUUAUCUACUUACCAUUUUUACAUUCCGAAUAUAUCUUUCGUUUUUUGCUUGGUUUGUAAAUGACAGUGAUUCUCUUCUAAUUUUAUUAGAACUAGUAUUUAUUUAGUUUAGUCAACCGGUUUUGCUAAUUUUCUAAAAUCAGUUGGUGCUAACUAAUACUUUAACUAAUUUUUUUACAUUUCCGUUUUGUUAUUUUUUUUGCAUUAGUCAAUAAACUUGAGGAAUAUCGCGGUUAAUCCAUUAUUUUUCCCUGUAGACGAAUGCAGUUUUCACAUAAAUAUAUUAUGUUGUUUAAAUAUAAAAUGUAUAUUUAA
Molecule: messenger RNA, 2213 nt
Organism: Aethina tumida (small hive beetle)
Lineage: Eukaryota; Metazoa; Arthropoda; Insecta; Coleoptera; Nitidulidae
Gene: Tpr2
Product: dnaJ homolog subfamily C member 7
Exons: 6
Coding region: 316-1860 (514 amino acids)
Molecular function (GO): protein binding
Source: RefSeq, a predicted model, not a curated record